Messenger RNA from Lepisosteus oculatus (spotted gar), 1767 nucleotides. Lineage: Eukaryota; Metazoa; Chordata; Actinopteri; Semionotiformes; Lepisosteidae. The record is from RefSeq and is a predicted model, not a curated record.
AUGAUCUUUGCCAUUGAAGAAAUAAACAACAGGACAGAUCUUCUUCCUGGAGUGUCUUUGGGAUAUAAGAUCUAUGACACAUGUGGCUCCAUAUCUUUGGCAAUAAGAGCAGCCAUGGCUUUGAUGAAUGGAAAUGAGGAAACUCUCUCUGACACCUCCUGCUCCAGACCAGCUGCAGUUCAAGCUAUAAUAGGAGAGUCGGGAUCUUCACCCACUAUUGCAGUUUUAGCAGCAGUUGGACCUUUUCAUAUCCCCGUGAUCAGUCACUUUGCUACCUGUGCAUGUCUGAGCAAUAGAAGGAGAUUUCCAUCAUUCUUCAGAACCAUCCCCAGUGACUAUUAUCAGAGCAGAGCUCUGGCUCAGCUUGUGAAGCACUUUGGAUGGACCUGGGUUGGAGCCAUUAGAAGUAACAAUGAUUAUGGCAACAACGGGAUGGCUACUUUUGUGCAAGCCGCCCAGCAAGAGGGGAUCUGUAUUGAGUAUUCAGAGAGUUUUUACAGAACAGAUCCACACCACAAAGUUCUAAAGCUCAUAGACAUUAUAAAAAAGAGCACUGCAAAAGUUAUUGUGGCAUUUCUUGCUCAAGGAGAAAUGAAUAUUUUAUUGGAUGAAUUAUCCCUCCAGAAGGUAGCUGGUCUUCAGUGGAUUGGAACAGAAGCAUGGAUAACUGCAACCAAUCUUGCAACAGCACAAAAUUUAAGAGUUCUGAGUGGAUCAAUGGGGUUUGCUGUUAGUAACUCCAUGAUACAGGGGUUGAAGGAAUUUUUAUUGAAUGUCCAUCCUUCACAAGCUCCUGGCAACGAUCUCCUAUAUGAGUUCUGGGAAAAGGCCUUCAGCUGCUCUUUUAGAAUUGAAGGCAAUACUGCAGAUCAACAUGCUUGCACUGGGCUUGAAAGCUUAAAAGAACUAAAGAACCAAUACACCGAUGUCACUGAAUUGAGAAUAUCCAAUAAUGUAUACAAAGCUGUGUAUGCUGUUGCACACUCUUUACACAAUCUACUCAAAUGCAAAACAGGACAAGGAUCUCCUUCUAAUUCUAGCUGCAUGAGCAAAAUUAAAACUGAACAGUCAGAGGUAAACUACUGGCGUUUUUCACAGGUACUUGAGAACCUCAAAACUGUCAACUUCAGGGCUGAAACUGGAGAGCAGGUCUUCUUUGAUGACAGUGGAGAUCCAGUUGCGAGGUAUGAACUAGUGAAUUGGCAGCUUGUAAACGAGAGCACCGUCCAGUUCACGACCAUCGGUUACUAUGAUGCUUCACUGCCAGCAGGUCGUCAGUUUGUCAUGAAUCAAGUCGAUAUUGUUUGGACCGGUGGGCAACGUGAGAAGCCUGUGUCAGUGUGCAGUGAGAGCUGUCCUCCAGGCACUCGAAAGGCAGUUCGGAGAGGAAGGCCUGUGUGUUGCUAUGACUGCAUACGAUGUGCUGAAGGAGAGAUCAGCAACACUACAGAUUCUAAUGAAUGUAUCCAGUGCCCUUUGAAAUAUUGGCCAAAUAAGAUAAGAACCAAAUGUGUGCUUAAACCAAUUGAAUUCCUGUCCUUUGGAGAACUCAUGGGAGUAGUGCUCAGUAUAUUUUCUUUGGUUGGGACUUGUUUAACCUUAGGCAUCGCUUUGAUCUUCUUUAAAUUUAAACACACUCCUAUUGUCAAAGCCAAUAACUCUGAACUGAGUUUUCUUCUGCUCUUUUCAUUGACUCUGUGUUUCCUCUGUUCUCUUACUUUCAUUGGCCAGCCCUCUGACUGGUCCUCAAAAUAUGAAAUAUUAUAA